This is a messenger RNA of Prorocentrum cordatum, 582 nucleotides long. Lineage: Eukaryota; Dinophyceae; Prorocentrales; Prorocentraceae. The record is from the annotation of a GenBank genome assembly.
AUGCCGCUCUUCGCCGCCGAGCUGUUCGGGUGGUCGUGCCUGCUCUCGGCAGUGUUUCUGUGGGUGUCCCUCGGCGCCUACGCCACGCUCACGGCGGCGGCGGCGCCGCUGUGCUGCGCGCGCGCGGGCGCGCCGUUCUCGUGCCACCGCCUGGUGUACGUGGCCCCGGUGGCCGCGAACGUCAGCUGGCUCGUCGUGGUCUCAGCCAGCAACUUCAUGAUGUGGGUGGGCGCGGACGGACGGCAGGACGAGUACGGCGUCGCGGGCAACCCGGGGUCCGCGCUCCUCGUGGUGGCGGGCGUCGCCCUGCUCGCGUGUGCGCUGGCGUUCCUGUACUGCGACCUCGUCUGGGCCACAGUGACGGCGUGGUCAUUGGCAGGGGUCUGCCGCAUGCAGACCGUCGCCGACGCGGCCCGCUUCCCCGUGGGCGCGCUGAACCCGACCGUGGCCGCGGUAUCCGGCUUCUGCAUCGCGCUGGUGGCGGCGAGUGCUGCCGCGGGCCUCGGCGUGGCGGUCGUGGGCUGGCACUCCGGGCGGCGAGCGGCCGGGUCGCUGGAGGCCAUGGGGGUGCCCCUGGAGUGA